Molecule: messenger RNA, 672 nt
Organism: Fimicolochytrium jonesii
Lineage: Eukaryota; Fungi; Chytridiomycota; Chytridiomycetes; Spizellomycetales; Powellomycetaceae
Exons: 5
Coding region: 67-672 (201 amino acids)
Source: RefSeq, a predicted model, not a curated record
UAAACAGAGCCCUUCCGACGUCCAUAUCUUGUACAUAAACACACAUCCACCCGCCUCCACCAAAAAAUGCCGCCAACAAAGAAACCCGCAUCCGCCAGCGGUGCCAAAAAGAAAUCCAAGAGUAAAGAAGUAGUUGGCCAGGAUCUGGAACUCCAAGAAAAAUUCGUGAAAGCCGCAGCGGAGAAUGAGGCGCUUACCAGGGAACUCGCCCACCAAUCCAGCCUCUCCCACCGUCUCCAACUCACCAUCGAGUCCCAAGGUGCGCGUAUAACAGAUUUGGAGGACGUGGUGGAACGCAAGGGGAAGGAUCAGAUGGAUCUGAGCACAGACAUGGGGCGGCAGUAUAAGGUGAUGCAGAGAGAGAUGUGUGCAAAGGUGGCGGGGGUUGCAGGGGAUUCGGCCUGCCAAGCAGCCCUAGCAGAAUCCCUCCGUGAACGCGCGCAGAUCGUCGCUGAAAAAGAAGCCGUGCUCGAAGACCAGCACCAGAAGAUGUCGUACAUGUCUAACAAGUUUGAAAGCAUGCUCAAUGAAACACUAGGGAAAAUGCACAAGAAACUCGAAACAGUCAGCCAGCGGUGGAAGGAGAGCGACAACAUCCAUCUGUCAGAUGUCAACCAGCGGCGGCUGGCGGAUUUUCAUUUGACGAGGUUGAUGUUGGGAAAGACUGAGUAG